This is a messenger RNA of Vanrija pseudolonga, 3547 nucleotides long. RefSeq names its product Transcription initiation factor TFIID subunit 12b (gene TAF12B). Gene Ontology annotation, biological process: RNA polymerase II preinitiation complex assembly; DNA-templated transcription initiation. The coding region runs from base 1 to 3432 and encodes 1143 amino acids. The transcript is spliced from 5 exons. Gene Ontology annotation, molecular function: TBP-class protein binding; protein heterodimerization activity; DNA binding. Lineage: Eukaryota; Fungi; Basidiomycota; Tremellomycetes; Trichosporonales; Trichosporonaceae. The record is from RefSeq and is a predicted model, not a curated record. Gene Ontology annotation, cellular component: SLIK (SAGA-like) complex; transcription factor TFIID complex; SAGA complex.
AUGUCGGGCCCGAUCAACAUGGAGGCGGUCCUCGCCAAGUUUCCACAGAUUCUUACUCCCGCCGAGAAGCAGAUGUCGCCAGACGUGCGAAAUGAGAUUCUUAGAAAGCGCGUUCACCUCAUGUUGGCCGACCAACAGAAUAGGCGAAAGCAGACCACGGCACAGCAGCAACAAGCACAAGCACAGGCGGCAGCAGCAGCGGCAGCAGCAGGACAAGCAGGCCCGUCCGUAAUUCGGCCGCCGCAAGCCGGUCAGGUCGGUCAAACGCCCAGCCCACGAGUCGGCAUGCAGCAACCCCAGCAGAUGAAUGUUCAGCAGGCUCAGCAGCUGGCCCAAAACGCAGCGCUGGCAGAGCAGAUCCGUCUACAGCAACAGCAACAGGCACAACAGCAGCAGCUCGGUCAGCAACAGACGCCUCAGCAAGUGCAGGCGCAGCAGGCGGCCCAUCAGCAGCAGUUACAGAUCCUUGCAACACAACACAGGUUACAGCAGCAGCAACAACAGCAGCAGCAGCAAGCGCAGCAGCAACAACAGCAACAACAGCAGCAGCAACAACAAGCCGGGACACCGGCAGGUGCCGUCGCCACCCCUCUCGCGAACCCAUUGAACCCAUUGGGGGCCGCAAUUGCGACACCCUCUCCACAGGCGCAGCAGUCACCAAUGGCCAACCAGGCUGCUCUGGGACAGUCUCCAGUUGCACAGCGCAUGCAGGCUGCCGCGAGCGGCGGCGCGGGGCCCGGUAUCGCCCAAGCAGGCACGCCUGGUGCGGCUGGUGGAGGACCGCCCCAAGGGCUGAACAUGUUUGGGAGCGAUCCAAGCAAGAUCAUUGCCAACAUGCCUGAACUUCUCAAACUGCGCCAAUUAGGUCAAAUGCCUCCUGAAAUGCAGAAGACGAUCCAGUUUGACGCGCUCAUCAGCACGCCCGAAGUCAAGAACUACCUCCAGCAGAUCAGCCAGCGACAGCAGACGAUCCGCCAGAACCUAGCCAACAACGUCAGCCAGCAGUCACCCCAGCAGGGUAACGCGACCUCGCAGCCGACCGCCAUGCUCGCCGCCCAGCAGAUUGCUCACCUGCAGGCUCAGCAGCAAAGGCAAGCUGCGCUCGCUCGCCACCAGCAGCAACAGCAGCAGCAGCAGGCUGCCGCGGCCGCUGCCGGCCUCGGCCCUGAUCAAAUGGCCCAGUUCGCGCCACAGCAGCUCGCUCAGUUCGCCCAGCAAGGCCAAAUGCUCACUCCGCAACAGCAGCAACAGCUCCACCAGCAGCAACAGCAGCAGUUCUUGCUCCAGCAGAACCCGCAGCUGUUGCUCCGGCAGCAACAACUGGCCAACCAGCAAGCAGCGGCGAACCGCACGCAGGCGCAGGCGCAGGCUUUGGCGCAAGCCCAGCAACAGCUUGCAAACGGCGGCCAGCCCAACAUGCUGCAAGGCUUGCAGCACCAGCAAGCUCAGCAAGUCCUCCAGGCGGCUCAGGCGGCCCAGCUUCUCCAACAGCAACAACAAAAUGCCCAGGCGGCAGGCGUUCAGUUCACUCCUCAGCAGAUGGCACAGGCAGCGCAAGCAGCGCAGGCAGCGCAGGCAGCACAGGCAGCACAAGCAGCACAGGGGGCAGCACUUGCCGCUGGCAACAACUUUGGCUCUCCCCGUCCCCCCGCACAGGUCGCCAACAACUGGGCUGACAUCCGUGCUAAGCUCGCGACCCUAUCUGAGCAGGACAGGGAGAAGGCCUUUGAGAGAAAUCCCAAGCUUAGAGCGUUGUACCACUCCAACAUCUCGUUGCAGACGACUCAGCUCGCUCAGCAGCAAGCACAACAGCAGGCCGCUGCCCAAGCAGCACAGCAGCAGUCUCAGCAGGCUCAGCAGGCUCAACAGGUCGCCGCCGCCGCUCAGCAGGCCCAGCAGCAAGCCCAGCAGCAGCAAGCCCAGCAGCAGCAGGCUCAGCUCCAGGCGGCCCAGCAGCUUCAGCAGCAGCAACAGCAGCAGACAGCUCAGCAGCAACAGCAACAGCAGCAACAGAUGCAGCAGCCCGACCAGCAGCAGCAGCAGCAACUGUUGCAGCAGGCUCAGCAACAAGCCCAACAACAGCAGCAGCAGCAGCACAUGGGUGGUGUUCCGAUGCAAGGCAACGCCUCUCAGAUGCAGGUCCGGCCACCUACGCCAAUGGGCUUCCCUGUCCUCAACAACGUGCCCAACCUUCACAUCCCAGCGAACAAGCAGCGCAAUCUGGCAGCUCAGCAGCAGCCUAGCACGCCGACCGCCACGCAGUCGCCCCAGGUCCGCCCCACCGCUCCGUCCGUGGGCACGCCGUCGAGCGCCGCCGGUGGCACCCCACAACCCGGCCAGCCGACGCAGCCACAGCGCCUCUUCCCCGGUGGCAUCCCCGUUGCACCAGGCCAGCAGCCGGUUCGCCCAGGGUUCGUUCCUGGUCAGCACAUGACACCGGCGCUCAUUUUAUCCGACUUGGAUAAGAAGAACGUUGUGCCUCAGGCCCAGACUGUGCCACAGCGUUCGACAAACGAUGUGGUGUCGGGAGCGCUUGACCGCUCCAAUUCGCUGCUGUCCAAGGUCUCCUGGCAGCCGUCGGCUGAGAAUGAUGCCGCGCUUAGAGAAAGCCUCCUCCGUCUGCAGCAGCAGUCUACGCGUUCGGCUGGUCGCUCCACGCUCCUCGAGGGCAUGUCCACCGUCCCCGUUCUGGCCGGUGUGCUCGGCGAGAAGCUUCCUUCCGACCUGCGCGCACUGGCCGAGGGCGACGCCGACGCCAAGAGCGAGGCAUUGGAGAAGGCUGGCAAGAAGCAUGACCUCGAGGGCAGCGGCAUGCCUGGCCAAAAGAAGCUCAAGGUGCAAGAGUUUGCGCAGACAAUCGACAAGAGCUUCCAGAUCGACCGGCCAGUGGAGGACGUCCUUCUCGACAUGGCGGACGAGUACAUUGACCUCGUGACUCAGACUAGCUGCCAGCUGGCCAAGCACCGCAAGGCUGGGGCGAUCGACCGCAAGGAUGUGCAGUUUGCCUAUGAGUCUCUGUUUGGCCGCUCGCUGCCAGGGUUCUCGUCGGACGCCAUCCGACUGGACCAGGCUCGGUCGUCACGUCGUGCGCCGAUCUCGGCUCAGCGUGCUGCCAAGCUCAAGCUUGUCAAUGACUCGAAGAUGAACUGGCGCAAGGAGAAGGACGAAGCGGCCAAGGCGAUUGAGCAGGCGGCGAUUGCAGCAGAAGCCCAGGCGGCCCUUGGGUUUGCUGGCACUGGCGACGUUACCGCGGUUGCGUCCCUCGCGACGUCGGUCACUGGUACGCCACAGGUCGCCACGGCUGGCCUUCCGGGUACCUCCGGUGCUGCUCUCCCCGCCCCAACCUCGGCGCUUGGACUCGGCGACUCGGCGCCCCAGGCCCAGCCUCCAUCUGUGAUUGUGUCGGCUCCGCCGGCCACCGUUGUCGUGUGAUGAUAGCAGCAGUCGUAGUAAAAACGCCAGCGAGCGAGCGUUCCCCAUCUGUUGUCCCUGCCCCCAUCCCUAUAUUGUAUCACCCUCAUCACAGUAUUGUUUACAUGCAUGGCCC